Messenger RNA from Aspergillus steynii IBT 23096, 830 nucleotides. RefSeq names its product YdeI/OmpD-associated family protein. The coding region runs from base 52 to 771 and encodes 239 amino acids. The record is from RefSeq and is a predicted model, not a curated record. Lineage: Eukaryota; Fungi; Ascomycota; Eurotiomycetes; Eurotiales; Aspergillaceae. The transcript has a single exon.
GGUAUUCGAGCAAUCUGUCAACAGACCCCCUGCAUUCAGUCCAUCUCCACAAUGUCAGCGAAACCGCCACCUUCAGACCUCCCAAUCUACCCAUUCCCAUCCGCCUCGGAGCUCGAAACCUUUCUCGAACGCGAGCAUUCCACCGCAUCGGGGUUCUACCUAAAGCUAGCCAAGAAAUCAUCCGGCAUUCCAUCAGUCUCCGCUGCAGAGGCAGUCGAAGUCGCGUUAUGCUUCGGCUGGAUCGACGGGCGAGCCAACUCGUUCGACAAGGACUGGUGGCUCGUGCGAUACACGCCCCGUCGGACAAAGAGCAUCUGGUCGCAGAAGAACGUGCAGACCGUCGGACGCUUAAUUGAUGAGGGAAAGAUGCGGCCUGCGGGGUUGGCUGUGGUUGAGGCCGCGAAGAAAGAUGGCCGAUGGGCGCGUGCGUAUAGUGGGCCCGCUACUAUGAAGGUCCCUGAUGAUCUCACUGCUGCUUUGGCUGAGAAUUCGGCGGCUAGGAGCUUCUUUGAGGGGUUGAAUAGGACUGAUCGAUAUGCUGUGCUCUGGCGAGUGGAGACGGCGUCUCCGAAAGCGCGAGCUAGUCGAAUCGAAUCGUUGGUGCAGAUGCUGGCUGAAGGCAAUAAGCCGGGUGAAUUGGCAAAGCCAGCGCAGAAGCGUAAGGCCAGGGCCGAUGUAGACGAAGAUAGUGACAGCUCGAGAAACGUCAAGUCUGUUUCGAAUGAUAAACCCAGAGAGCCGCGACGUGCUGGGCUUCGCAGUCGGAAAUGACUGACCAGUCUGCUCAAUGUUCAAGCCCAGCAAUCGCUGUUUCCUUUCUUUCUAUUUUU